Messenger RNA from Penicilliopsis zonata CBS 506.65, 4503 nucleotides. RefSeq lists its product as hypothetical. Bases 1 to 4503 code for a protein of 1500 amino acids. Gene Ontology annotation, molecular function: protein binding. Gene Ontology annotation, biological process: deadenylation-independent decapping of nuclear-transcribed mRNA. The record is from RefSeq and is a predicted model, not a curated record. The transcript has 3 exons. Gene Ontology annotation, cellular component: P-body. Lineage: Eukaryota; Fungi; Ascomycota; Eurotiomycetes; Eurotiales; Aspergillaceae.
AUGUCCACCACCAACGAUCUCCAGGCUCUCCUAGCGAGCAUCAGACCGCGUCCGUCGCCCUCCAGCACCCCUGGUCCCGAUGGUCACAGUCCUGUGCCUCAGUAUCCCCCCCAGUACCACCACCAGCAGGCAGGCUACCAGCCGCAGCCGUAUGAUGGGCAGAGCUUCCCUCACCCUCAGCGGCACCAGCAUCAACAACAUCAGCAGCAUGGCUAUCAUCAGCCGUCGGUCUCCUCGAUCGCCCAGAGUCCCUCGCCGCAGAUCAGUUCGCCUCCGCACCACGGCUCCGAUAUCCUAAGCCCGAACGUCCCUUCGCCUCAUCCGUUUCAACCUGCGACCAGCAAUCCUGAUCGUGCCGCGAGCCUGUUGAGUCUGCUCCGGUUCAGUCAAGCUGCAGCUCCAAGCCGGCAGCAGGUCCCUGUGACGGAUUUCUCUUCGCCCAUGCCACCGCCACCCCAGGAAACUGGUCUGGAAGAAGCGGCGAAUCACCGUUCCAAGAGCAUCUCGGCUUCGGACUUAGUUGCUUCUCUUCUGGGAGGACAGGCCCUGGCGAUUCCUGCUGCAGUCGAUUUUUCAGGCAGUCUGCCAGCGGCCAUCCAACCUCGCCAGCCGGAACCGGUAGGCGUCGCGGAGGCCGCUGCCGCAGUUCCCACCGCCGACAACACCCAGGAGUUUCUGCUGCGGUUGUUGAAUCGGCCCAAACCCUCUCCAGAGCCACAGCUCUCUGCCACUAACUUGCCAGAAGCCGAGAAAGUCGCAGAGACCACCCCCUCCGCCACGCCCAAGGAGUCUCUCUUCACCUACGUGAACCCUUUCGAGCAGUUAGCGGCCGCCUCGCCGCGCACAAAGACCCCCCAAUCCAAGCCUCAAACCGCCAUCUCCCCUGUGGAGCUGGCGGCAGAUGCCAAUGCCAGAGCUCAUCUAACCGUGAAAACUCCUGAAACCACUGACUCGGAAGAUAAGGGCGUGAAUGAAGAAUCGGAGAGUCAGAUCUUCGAAGAACAGAAAGAGCUCGUCUCCGAAAUCUUCGAGGAAGCAGUGGAUGAUGACACUGACCGCGAAGUGGGCGAUUUUGUGGAGAAAGCCUCAAGCCAGGAGUCCUCACCUGAGGCGAGAGUGGAGGAGACUGCCGCCGCCGUCGCGAUUGAACAUGUUGCCGAGGAAAUCAAGAAAGAACCGGCUUCUGAAGAAGUCAAGCAAGUGUUACAAGAGGCUACCACUGCCGUCGCCAGUGAAGCCACGGUUAAGGAUGUCCAAAACGAGAGCGGCGAUGCGUUGGCUGACAGCUGGGAAAGCGCCGAAGACAGUGCUGAGAAGGACGAGGAACGUGUCGUUCCUGUCCUCAACUUCCCUCUGCGGCCCUUCAUCUCGAUUGCAGUUCAGCCGGCUGUCGGCAAGAUUAUCUCCAUCAGAGAUGACGGUAUCAUGGACAUCGCUCGUUUGAAGAAGGAUUUUGAUCAGUUGGACCGCUCUCUCACCUCCGCCACCUCCGAAUACAUCGUUUACGCUCUUGCAAAGAAUGGUGGCAUUAGAAUUAUCCGCCAAGAUGACGGUAGCGAUAAGCAGAUCUUCCGUGCCACUCGAGACCGGGUCUUCAACGUGGCUCUUUGCACCUCGCCCUCUGUGGCGGGUGUGUCCAAGGAGCAGGCUGUACUCGGCAUCGGCGUCAGUGGCACAGUCUAUUGGGCCAUGAUCUCGCGGGCCGACCAGGAUCUGUUCGAGUUGGAUGCCUUGGAGAGCGAAAGCCUUACGUUCCCGCCCUUCCCCGCGUCAGACGAAAAUACUUCCGGAGGCCAGCUGAAAACGCGGGCCAAACGAAGCUCUCGUCACCCUGAGUUCUUUGCCAUCGGCCGGGGCAAGAAUAUUUAUGUCAUCUCCCCCCAGGCUGCCACAGUCCCCGGGUAUGAAGUCGCUGGACCCCAGCGCACUGUCGCCACGGAGAAAUUCUUCCGAGAGCGUGCCCUCAAGAUCUCCACUGGAAAGGCUGGCAAAGAUUUCGCCUUUAGCGAUGACGACACUGUCAUCGCGUCACUCGAUAAGACUGGAAGGUUGCGCUUCUGGGACAUUCGAGAGAUCAUCACCAAGCCAGAUUUCUUUUUGAACCCUCUCACGACUCCUACUGAAAUCCGCGUGCCCUUGAACACUUUCAUUACCGGGUCUCCCGCGGAGAAGUCUUGGCCCACUUCCGUCCUGUUCAUCGACAAGUUGCGUCCUUACGUGAAGUCCAUGGCACUCCGAUAUGUCCUUGUUGGGCUGAAGCAGAAUCACACCUUGCAGCUCUGGGAUAUUGGGCUUGGCAAGGCUGUGCAGGAGCUCAAGUUUCCUCAUGAGAAUGAAUCGGAUGCCAUCUGCAGCGUGGCGUAUCACCCUUCGUCUGGAAUCAUCGUGGUGGGACACCCUACGAGAAAUACGAUCUACUUUGUGCAUCUGUCUGCGCCUAGAUACAACCUGCAGCCCAUGACACAGGCCUCGUACAUCAAGCGCGCGGCCGAAAAGGAUAGCAGUCUGCCCAAGCCAGAGUCCACGGCUUGCAUGAGUGGCAUUCGUGAGAUCUCUUUCGCGUCCAAGGGUCAGCUGAGAAGUCUGGAUCUCCUCCCUAUCAACAAGACCCCCGGCGAGAAGCGGACCGUGGAGGAUGAGACUGGCUUGUUUGAACUCUACGUGAUGCACUCGCGCGGUGUCACGUGCUUGAAUAUCAAGAAGGAGGAUCUUGGCUGGAGUGCGGACAAUAAAAUCAUCCGCCCAGUGAAUGCGCUGGAGGACGGGCUGAUUGAGAUCACUGAUCUACAGACGUUCCCAAGCUAUGUCACUGAUGAGCCGUCAGUGAAUGGCGACUCCGCGUCCACUCCACAGAAAGUGACCCCCACUCCCAAGGAAUUCACCAUGAAGCCUUCUGAGCUCGAGACCCCCUCUGGCGUGACUCCUUCGCGCACUCAGUCGCCGACUAAGCUCGCAGUGAAGAAGAAACUUGCUGAAGAGCAGGCAGAUGUCCCCACCACCCCCGCUCCAGCUGCUGAGAAGCCGGAGAAGAAAAAGAAGAAGAAGGGGACUGCUGCCGCUAGUGAAUCAGCAGCUGGCAAGGUCAAGGAACUUACCUCCAUCGUUGGAGCUCUUCCCACUGAGCUUCCUUCUGAACCUCGCGCUGCUUCUACUACGACACCCAAGGCGAUGCCAGAUAUGCCUACCGAACAAACCAACGGAAACGGCAUUCUCCCCACUGCCACCGUCAUGGAAGCUGCCCAGCCUUCUUCCGCUUCUGCCCAGUCCAUUAUUCCUGGUGCCACCUGGAACAAGCAUCUGGAGGACCUCCAGGCGGGUGUCUCGAGCGAAUUCAACAAGAGCCUCGGUCGCGAGUUCGAAGGACUCUACCGGCGCUUCGAUGAAGAACGUCGCGCUUGGGAUGCCGCUUCCGCGGCCAAGCAGGACCAAGUCUUGCGUCUGGUGUCCAGCACGCUCUCUGACAACGUUGAAAAGAACUUGGCUCGGAUAGUGUCCACCAGCAUCGAGUCCGAAGUUCUUCCCGCGAUUAGCGAUUCCGUGGUGGCCAGCGUUGGCAAGCAGGUGAAGGAAGUCACCUCGCAGCAGCUUGGCAAGGUUGUCUCUCAUGAGUUGCAGCAGAUUCUGCCGGAGACUGUCUCCCGUGCUGUUCAACAGCCUGAGGUUGCCAAGGCCAUCGCGGACAGUCUCACCCAGAGACUCGUCACUCACGUUGGAGACGAGGUGUCCAAGGCUUUGCAUGCCACCGUCACUCCUGCGUUCAAGAGCCUUGCUCUCCGCGCGACCGAGAAGAUUGGUUCGGACAUCGAACGCCAGCUGCAGGUGCAGAUGAAGCACUAUGAGAUUCAGCGCCACAACGACUCCCUCAAGAUCGACCAGCUCACCAAUCUCGUGCGCGGACUGUCCGAUACCGUGGCCUCAAUGGCCGCUGCGCAGACCGGCUUCCAGAAUGAGGUUCUCCGCCUGAACCGUCUUGUGGCCUCUCGCCAGCCUGAAGAGAACAACCACAAUUCCCUGUCGCAGCAGCAGCAGCAGCAGCAUGUUUUGGGCAACGCCCCUCAGGAGACUCUUCCUGCACGUAGCCCUGAGGAGGUUGAGCUGGCUGAAAUUGUUCAGUUGAUGAACGAAGGUAGAUUUGAGGAAGGCUCCGUGAAGUGGCUUCAAUCCUCCCAACAGGCUGACCUGUUCGAUAACUUCUUCGUACGCCUCAAUCCGACCUACCUGACUAGUCUUUCCCCCAUUGUCGCCCUCUCUGUCGGUGUUGCCGUUACCACCUCUUUGGUUACCAAUAUCUCCGAGCGGCUGGCCUGGCUGGAAGUUGUUCUUCAAACUGUGAACGUCAUGGACCCUGACCUUCGCGAAGUUGCGCCCAAGAUCAUGGAUAUCCUCAUCCAGCGCCUGGAGAGUCUGUACAUGACCAUUGCGGAGAACACCCCUCACGACCCCGUUCUUCGCAAGAUCCCGCCUCUCUCUCGCCGCGCGCGCGAGCUGCGUGGCACCCAGUGA